Calypte anna (Anna's hummingbird) is the source of this 2976-nucleotide messenger RNA. RefSeq names its product KIAA1614 ortholog. Gene Ontology annotation, molecular function: protein kinase C binding. Gene Ontology annotation, cellular component: nucleus; cell cortex; apical plasma membrane. NCBI's taxonomy places the organism in Eukaryota, Metazoa, Chordata, Aves, Apodiformes, Trochilidae. The record is from RefSeq and is a predicted model, not a curated record. Gene Ontology annotation, biological process: centrosome cycle; establishment or maintenance of cell polarity; regulation of cellular localization.
AUGAAACCAAUCACGAAUAUCAAAAGCUGCGGCUUAAAGCGGCAGCCGGAGCGGAGCCGGGACGCCCAUGGCCCCCGCCGCCCCUCCUGCCCCCCGGGGACGCUGUCCCCGGCACCUCCAGGGCACAUGGAGGGGGGCUCUCCUGCUGAGACAGGGCGGGCCCCGUGGUCCCCCAAGCAUCCUGGCCAAGCCCCCACCCCGUCGGAGAACCUCGAGGCCACCCCAAGCCCCCACGCCGUCCUGGAGAGUAAGGUGAAGGCGCUGAAGGAGAGGCGGGGGGCCGGGCGGCCGGGGGCUUCCGCGGCCACACCGGAGCGCUCCUCGCCCAGGAAGCCCCGGGCUCGUCGGGGGAAGCCGGGCUGGGAUGCGGCAGCGCCGGAGCCGCGGGCUCAGCUCCGCACGUACCUGACAGACGGGCUGCUGGAUGGCGGGGACCCCGCACCUGAACCCCCCCCGACCCCUCCGCCCCGCGCCGGCACCCCGGGGCUCUGGCGGGUGCCGGCAUCCAAAGGCGACGAGGGCAGCGGGUCCCGAGGCUCUGCAUUCCCCCAGGAGAGAUCCCCCGUGGAAAAUGAGGUGCGGGAGUGGGGGGCUCCCUCUGCGUCCCCCGCCGUGUCAGGGGGCUGGGAGAGGCUCUCUCUGGCUGAGCGAGUGGAGAGGAACCGGCGGCUGCUGCAGGAGGUGCUGGGCCUCGCCGUGCCCGAGGUGCCAGUGAAUGAUGGGGACUGGGACUCAGGGGUCUCACUGCACAACGCUGAAGGCUGCAGGGCCUUUGUCCCCGGGCAGGAGCUGGAGCUGAGCCCGCGGCACGAGCACGCCAAGCAGCUGCUGCAGCGAGCCCGCAUGAAGGCUCGGACGAACCCCCUGCGUGCCAGCCACGACAUCCUCCUGCUGCCCACCACUGCCCCCAGACCCAGGGAGUCCAGCGGGAGGCCGAGCCUCACCCCACGGGACGGCGGGAGCCUGAGCGAUUCGUCCAGCGGGGACUCGAGCUGUGGGCGGCCGCGACGGCCCCGGGGACCCUCCCCGUCCCGUGUCCGCUUCGAGGACGAGUCGGCCCGCGAUGCUGAGGUGCGGUACCUGGAGCGGCUGCAGCUGCGGCACCGACGGGUGCUGGGCUCGGCGCUGCCCUCGCCUGAGCUGGCCGGUGGCGAGCAGCCGGGGGACGGGGCUGGCCAGCCCGAAGGCCGGAGCGGCAACCUCGUGGCCGGGGCCAAGUGCAGCGCUUGUGGCUCUUUCCUCGGUGCCACCACCACCCGAGGCACGGACAGACCAGCAGCCACCGACAUGGCCGAAAGCAGCCCCGUGGCACAAGGAAGGACCCCAGGGGACAGCGUGGGGCUGAGCCCUGCCCGGCUGGAGCCCAAAACCAGGGCUCUGGGCCCCCGCGGGUCCCCACUGUGGAUCCUCCCCUCCCGGCAGCGCAUCCACACUGAGAAGAUCAAGGAGACAUACAUUGGGGAUGUCACCUACAUCGAUGAGGUGGACUCAGCCCUGGAGAGCACCGACACCUCCGAUGGCUGCCGGACAGACAGUGAGGAGGCAGGACCCCGAAGCCCCCACCCGCGGGGGCACCGAGACCCCCAGGCUCGUGGGCAUGGGACCCCCUGUGCCACCCUGCAGCCAGAGGCGAGGGCUGGGAAGGGGACCUGCGUGGCCAGUGGUGGCCCCAGCACAGGAGUCAGGGGCUCGGGUGCUGCCACAAGCCAGGGAGGGACUGUUUGCCCAACACCACCAAGGAGAACCAGCAGCCGGGAGGAUGCAGACCCCCAGCAGCAUCCGAGGGGCAAGGAGGGAGUGGGGAACACUGCUCAUCCCCUGCAGAAGCCCAGUGAGCCCUCUGAGCAGCUGGGGGCCAGCACCCCCCUGCUGGGCACCCACCUCCCCACUCCCCCCCCCAAGAAGGCCUGCUCCCAGAUGCCUUUCAGGAAACCCCUUUUCACCGGUGUGAAAAGGGCAUCGAGCCAAGGAUCCCGGGUCCCAGAGCCUGAUGAUGGGAGCCCUGCACCCUCCCAGCCUAGGGCCACGGCAGGACCAGGGGAACGGCGGGGUCCCUGCAGCCCCAGAUGGCUCCCGGGGAGCCCCCUCCGUGCCUUGUCCACUAACAACUGCAACAACACCCGCGGCCAGGAUGGGCAGGACACCCCAGGGAUGGGCAGAGGGACACUCUCGCAGCCUGUUGUCCCCAUGCCCCAGGAAGCUGCUGGUCCCCCUAUGGAAGAUGCUGGGGCACUUGGAGCACAGCAGCCACAGCACUCAGCCAGGAGCACAGCACAGGGGGAGCCAGGGAGGCCACAGAGCCACAAGGGCAGCAGCAGCUCAGCGCUGGGGCUGAGGAAACUCCUGAGCAGCCUGAGCCAGAGCACCAAGCAGCGCCUGGGCCGCUUCCGCUGCUACAGCAUGGAGCAGCUCCCAGCCCCCAGCAGCAACCCCCCGGCUGGCCCCACCAUGAAGAAGUCACCCUCCCUGCAGUCCCUGCAGCUGGUGUCACCCUUCUGCCAGCCCCAAAAAGCGGCCUCCAUCCAGAGCUUGCACCCCCUCCUGGGCAAGGCACCUCGUGCCAGUGCCUACCUCCUGCCCCAGACCCCUGAUGACAGGAAGGGGCCCUCAGGGCCACGGCGCUCACUGAGUGUGGAGGACAUCGGGGCGCCCAGCCGGCUGCGGGCCGUGGGGCGCGUGGUGGAGGUGUUCCCUGAUGGCACCAGCCAGCUGGAGCUGCAGAGACCUCCCCACGGGGCCUUUGGGUUUUGUGUCACCUCUGGGCACGGCCGGCCCGACACAGGUGUCUACGUGCAGGAGAUGUCAGACGCCGGCACGGCCAAGCUGUACGCGGGGCUCCUGGCUGUGGGGGAUGAGAUCCUGCAGGUCAACGGGGCGGCCGUGUCGGGGCUGGGGCUGCCCCGCAUCCGGCAGCUGCUGCUCCAGGCGGACACCCUGUCCCUGCGCGUCCUGCGGCACCGCCCCGUGCCCCGGUAG